GACUGUGUAGUAGUGUGUGGCUGGCUAAUAAUAAGAGGAGGAGCUGAUUCAGCCGACUCAGAGAAGAAGAGAAGAGGAUAAGAAAGUUGUAGAGAAAGUGAAGGUUGAGGAGGAGAAGGAGUAUGUUAUAUUCUUUUUAGUUUCUUUUUGAAGACAAGGGGCUUAGCUUGUUUUCUUGUGUGUAGAGAGAGAUCUGUAAGAAGAGUUCAAGUUCUAGAGUCAGUGUGCAGAAGUUAUUGGGUUGGUUGUUGUUGUUUGAUUCUUAAGAAGAGUCUUGAAAAAUCAAAUUGUUUUUCAGUAAGUAAUUCAGAUUUAUCUGUUUGUGGUUUGGUUCUUAGCUUCUAUACUGCUAAAAAGUUUUUGUCUUUGUAAUUCUUUUUUGGUUUAUAUAGUCCAAAACUAGUACUACAACAAAAUCUUUUCAUCUUUGUGUUCUUCUUUCUUCUUCUUUGUUGAAUAAUCUUCAAAAGGUGGUAUAAAAUACCAAACUCACUUAGUGUAAGAAAAGAGGUUUUGUCAAUCAUGCAAAUGAUGUCUGGAGAUGGAUUCUCAAUGAAUCCUUCAAGUACAACUAGAGGGUUUGCUCAAGAACUACCAAAUAAUAAUUCAAACCUUAAUUUAGCAUCUUCUACUACAACUGCUACUAAUCAAGGUUCAGGUGCAGCUAAAAGAAAAAGAAAUCUUCCUGGUACACCUGAUCCAGAUGCAGAAGUAAUAGCGUUAUCACCAAAGAGUUUAAUGGCAACAAACAGAUUCUUAUGUGAGAUAUGCAACAAAGGAUUCCAAAGAGAUCAGAAUUUGCAACUACAUAGAAGAGGUCAUAAUUUACCAUGGAAGUUAAAACAAAGAUCAAACAAAGAAGUUAAGAAGAAGGUUUAUAUAUGUCCAGAGAAAAGCUGUGUACAUCAUGAUCCAUCAAGAGCACUUGGAGAUCUAACAGGAAUCAAGAAACAUUUCAGUAGGAAACAUGGUGAGAAGAAAUGGAAAUGUGAGAAAUGUUCAAAGAAAUAUGCUGUUCAAUCUGAUUGGAAAGCUCAUUCUAAAACCUGUGGGACUAGAGAAUACAAAUGUGAUUGUGGUACACUUUUCUCAAGGAAGGAUAGUUUCAUCACACAUAGAGCUUUCUGUGAUGCAUUAGCAGAAGAGAGUGCAAGAAUUACAUCAGUGCCGACGAACUUAAGCUUUAGAUCGGAUUCAAUGAAUGACACACUCGGGAAUUCUCAACGUAUGAAUCAUCAUCUACCACUUGGAUUUGAAAACCGGGGAGGAGGAGGAGGAGGACAAGAUUAUUCUAGAUUGAACCCUUCGCAGUUUAAUUCAAUCUUUCGGCCUGAUUUUUCUGGUGGAGAAACCGAUAUGGAUAGACAAAAUAAGCCUAGAUUACCAUUAUGGCUUGAUCAAGCAAGUUUACAACAUCAUCAUCAUCAUCAGCUUAACUCUAUUGAUCAUGGUAAUUCUAAUAAUGCUGCUGCUUUCUUGAGUACCAACUCAGCUGGUUUACCUGAAUUAGUUCAAAUGGCAUCGACAAAUUUUUUCGGUUCAUCGCCAAUUGUUGAUUACGGUGGUGGUAUGAAUAAUCAGUCUCAAUGGGGUGAAAAAUCCUCGUUGACUACGUCGUCACCGAGUGGAUUAAAAGAAGAAGGUGGUAAUAACAAAGAACAAAUGGCUGUGGAAAGUAGUUUAGCUUCUUUGUAUUCAAAUCAGCAACAGAAUUCAUCGAUGAAUAUGUCAGCUACAGCACUUUUGCAGAAAGCAGCAACAAUAGGUGCAACAAGAAGUAACCCUAAUUUCAAUGCAGGGUAUGGAGGAGUUAUGAGCAGUAAUACUUCCUUAUCUCCUUCUUCUGAUAAUACGAACAGUUUCAAUAACAAUACUCAUUCAUCGUCGUCACAAAGCAGAAACGAAUUCCAUCAAUUAUUCAUGAGGCAACAACAGCAGCAGCAGCAACAACAACAGCAUCAGCAGCAACAACAACAAAAACAGCAUCAUCCUCAACAGCAGCAACAAUCUCAUGAUGAUGGUCAGAGCUUAAACAGUUUAAUGAUGAACUCGAUAUCAUCGAUGGGUCCAACAACAUCAACUGUUCAUGCAGCUAUUAUUAAUAAUAAUAACGACAGUCAUCAUCAAGGAGUGAUGGGAUUAUCGAAUGAAGCAUCGAACAAUCUCGACCGUUUAAUGUCAGCAGCAGAAGCAGUAACAAAUGGAUCAAAACAAAUGAACAAGCAGCAGUUUCAUCAGCAGCAAGUUGACGAUGACCAUAGUUUAACUCGUGAUUUCCUUGGUGUUGGAGCAGGUGAAGAAGAAGACGAUGAUGGUCGUCAUCAUCAAUUCUUGCAACACGAGUUAGCUAAAUUUGCUUCUAUUGGUUCUGGUCUGGAUUUCAACCAUUACAAUCGUUAACUACUCAUCAUCAUCCAUUAUUAUACUAGUAUAUUGCAUAUAAUCGUAUAUGGAUCAUGAUGAAGCUCAAACAAAACCCAGUUUUUGACUCUGGUUGAUAAGGAUGAUGAGUGGAAGCAAAAGGAUGAGUUAACUCAGCUGGUUAAUGAUAUCACACUCUGCAUGUCCAGACAAGUUAGUUUAUCAUCAUCAUCAUCACAGAGAAGCAGCCUGGAAAUUUCCCCAACCCCCACGGGUGGAAGACAUUGGAGUCAUGCAAGAGUGUUUUCUCUCUCUAGCCAGAUUCUAUAGCAGUCUAGAGGAAAGUAACAGGGAGAUGACUUUGAAAUGGAAGAAUGAAUGAUGCUAGUUUUGGAAAAACCAAGAAUUUCGUUGACCAUUUCCGGUACUGGUCAAGUUUCUACUUUUUGAACAAGUUUUAUUUUGCCUUUCCAAUUCCAAGUUUCAACUUUUUUUCCUUUUCUUGUAAUAUUUUACUCUUUUUCUGUUUUUGUAAUAAAUUGUGUUCCGCACUAUCUACUUUUGUGUUGACUAUUGCUUUGUUUA
Papaver somniferum (opium poppy) is the source of this 2946-nucleotide messenger RNA. Its product is annotated as zinc finger protein JACKDAW-like. The record is from RefSeq and is a predicted model, not a curated record. The transcript has 3 exons. Gene Ontology annotation, cellular component: nucleus. Gene Ontology annotation, molecular function: DNA-binding transcription factor activity. The coding region runs from base 523 to 2400 and encodes 625 amino acids. NCBI's taxonomy places the organism in Eukaryota, Viridiplantae, Streptophyta, Magnoliopsida, Ranunculales, Papaveraceae.